This is a messenger RNA of Onychomys torridus (southern grasshopper mouse), 874 nucleotides long. It is a transcript of the gene Chodl, whose product is annotated as chondrolectin. Gene Ontology annotation, biological process: positive regulation of axonogenesis. The coding region runs from base 1 to 603 and encodes 200 amino acids. Gene Ontology annotation, cellular component: cytoplasm. The record is from RefSeq and is a predicted model, not a curated record. NCBI's taxonomy places the organism in Eukaryota, Metazoa, Chordata, Mammalia, Rodentia, Cricetidae. The transcript has 4 exons.
AUGGCCUACUUCCAUGAACUCUCUAGCCGAGUGAGCUUCCAGGAAGCACGUCUGGCUUGUGAAAGUGAAGGAGGUGUCCUCCUCAGUCUUGAGAAUGAAGCUGAACAGAAGUUAAUAGAGAGCAUGUUGCAGAACCUGACAAAACCUGGAACGGGGAUUUCAGAUGGUGACUUCUGGAUAGGACUUUUGAGAAGCGGAGAUGGCCAAACGUCUGGUGCCUGCCCAGAUCUCUACCAGUGGUCUGAUGGAAGCAGCUCCCAGUUCAGGAACUGGUACACUGAUGAACCUUCUUGUGGAAGUGAAAAGUGUGUUGUCAUGUACCAUCAACCCACUGCCAAUCCUGGCCUAGGAGGUCCCUACCUUUACCAGUGGAAUGAUGACAGGUGCAACAUGAAGCACAAUUACAUCUGCAAGUAUGAACCUGAGAUUCAGCCAACAGACCCCGUUGAAAAGCCGUAUCUUACAAACCAACCUGGAGACACCCAUGAGAAUGUGGUUGUGACUGAAGCAGUAAAGGACGAACAAAAACCAGCCCGAACCAGUCUACACUCUGGAUUUCAAAGAGCACAAGAAAAGAGAGUGGCAUGGAAGUAUAAUAAUUAACUGACUUUGCUCCAGAAAAUAAAAAAUAGUUUUGUAAUUCUUGAUCGGUGUAAGGAAUGGCAUCAUUAGCUUGGAAUGGCUUGAAAUCUCAAAGGAUCUACAAGAUGAACUGUAAGCUCCCCCUUGAGGCCAAUGUCAAAAUAAAUUUUACAUGUUCAUAGUUUCACUUACAAAAUAUGCUGUGUUAAUCAUGGAGUGAGACCUGCUUACUCAGCUAAAGGAUGUACCCAAGCUUCAUGUAAAUGAAAUGGACCAUGCAGAUAAAAUCUCA